AUGUCCCAAGGUAACCAGGAAGUAUUUAGAUCAUGGCUGCUCACUGAAGCUAACAGGAACCAAAGACGGUCCGGGUCCGAACAGGAACUCCACCGAACCAGAGGAGGACCUGCUGUGGUUUCAGGUCAUGGGACAAGGAUCCAGAGAGCAGGUCCGUGAUGAUCCUUAAACAAUCUUUAGGUUAACCCUUAGAACUCCCAGCUCUAUUUUGUUAUUUUUGGUCCGCCUGUUUUAGUUUUAUUUUUUUAAAGUCUAUGUAGCAACUCGAUCCUUUUAAGCACAGCAAAUAUAAACACAUCUCUUUUUUCAGGACAACCUCAGCUGUCAGUUUAUGGAGCAAAAAUCCUGUAAGAUGUGACAGAAGGUUCAGAACCAUCAAAGUCAACCUUAAAACAAAAACAGAAACUGAUACCAACAGUACUUUGCUCAAAAAACACAUAAAUCUACAGUGACCAAGCCUUUUCUCACCUGUACAUCAUUCUCUCAAGUCUUGGCUAUCAGGAGAAGAAAUAUUGGGAUUGGAACAAACACACAACAGAAACCAUUGACAUAUUUACACUCAUUCUUCUAGGCAUUUUUUUACUAUUUACAGUUAUUUAUGCCACUCCCUGAAGCAGUUCCUGUCUGGGAUGAGACAGAGGACCACAUCAUACUGCUCAGAAUCUCUUCUUUGCUCGUUUCCCAAACAUUGAGGACCAUUAUUUCUGAUUUUGCAGACAAACAGGGAACUUUCUUGUCUCUUGUUGAUCUUUGGUCGCCUCUUAUUGGACACUACCAUCAAGGGAACAAUAGAAGAUGAGAGUGAAAGAGCUUGGACCUGAUCUUUGCAGGAGUAGAUGAGGGUUAAAGAGCUUGGACCUGAUCAAACAGACAUUAAAAUAAACCUGCAUCUAUUUGACUGAGGAGGGAAGUGAAGUUUGUGAAUCUUUAGGAUCCGGUUCACCAAGAAUAUGAGACCAUGUAAUUGGUCGAACGUUUGACAGAAAAAGACGUCAUCAAAACAACUUGUCAAACCCGGAAAACAUUAGCUAUAUUUUUUAUCACAACAAUAUGAUCAAUAAUCCUGUUUUCACCGGUAUAUCACUGCAAAUUUACCAUCAAACGUCUCUGAUCAAACACCUAUUUUUGUGUCUGGAUUGUAAACCUUGUGGGAGGUGUAGAAAUGUCUGGAAACCAUCAACAGAUCGCUGAAAGGGUAAACAUUUGAACAAUUACUAUCCCAUAGAGAUACACACUAUAGUUCCUGAGAAACUGUAAACAAUAUCAAUGGUGUCACUUAGGAUCGCGAUCCAGCGCAGUUCUAAGUGUUUAGUGUUUUUGUUCUGUUUGACACGCUGCGUAUGUAACUUUUGACUUGUCGAGAGUUCUCUCAGCUUCUCUUGGUAUGUCUUUUCAUAUUUCAGAGUUUCCUGCAGAUGUCCAGCAGAUCUUGGUCAAAACAGAAAACCCCUCUGAGCAGCAGGAUUGGAGUUGCAGUUUGGACCAGGAGGACAGGCUUACCCUGCACAUUAUAGAGGAAGAGGAGAAACUUCAACGACUGAGCUGUGUUCCUGGGAAGAGUGAAGACGAUGAGGAAGAACCUCAGUCCUCACAGCUCGAUUCAGGACUAAUAAACCAGUUGGAAAUAGGAUCUGAAGGAGAGGACUGGGAAGGACCGGAAUCAGUCAGACCCUCCGAUCCUGAGACAUGUGUACAAGCAGAGAUUGAAGUUCAGAUCGAAGACUCUUCUGGAGCUGAGACUGAUGACAGUGAUGAUUGGCAGAAGCCAGUGGAAGACCAUGUUGGAUCAAACUCUGUGGAAAAUGUUCAAGAAAAGAGGUCGAAGACAAAGGCAGAGGUUAAAUCAUUUGACUGCCCUCAGUGUAAUAAAACAUACAAAAACAAACACCAUUUCACCACACAUCUGAGAUCUCACACAGGAGAGAAACCUUUCAUUUGCUCUCAGUGCUUUAAAAGAUUUACCCAAAAAGGAACUCUGAUGGUGCACAUGAGGAUUCACACUGGUUUGAAACUGUUCGGCUGCCCUGUGUGCGGCAAAAAAUUCAACCAAAAAAUCAAUUUAGCUCGACACAGUACAGUCCACACCGGGGAGAGAUGUUUCGGCUGCUCCGAGUGUGGGAAAAGAUUCACCCAAAAAAGUACUCUGACGGUCCACAUGCGGAUUCACACCAGAGAGAAAACAUUCAGCUGCUCUGAGUGUGGGAAAGGAUUUCACCAAAGGUCGAAUCUGAAAACUCACAUGGCGCAACAUAGAGAAGAGAAACCCUUCAGUUGCUCAGAGUGUGGGAGAAGUUUUAGCCAUAAAAACAGCCUGACUGAGCAUGUGAUGACUCAUUUAGGGGAGAAACCCUUCACCUGCUUAGAAUGUGGGAAAACAUUUCACUAUAAAAGAAGUAUGACCCGACACAUGAGAUUUCACAAGGAGGAGAAAUCUCACAGCUGUCUACAGUGUGGAAAAAAAUUCAUCCGUCAUAGUCACCUGACCGAUCAUAUACGGAUUCAUUCAGGAGAGAAACCCUUCAGCUGCUCUGAAUGUGGUAAAAGAUUUACCUAUAAGAGAAGUUUGAUCCGACACAUAAAAAUUCACUCUGAUCAGUCCCCUCCAGAUUCUCUUGGUGUCAUACAAGAUUUAAGACAGGACUCUGAAGAAUUCUACCAAACCUGGAGCUCAGAUCCAGAAAGAUUUCACAACUAG
This is a messenger RNA of Xyrichtys novacula (pearly razorfish), 2695 nucleotides long. The record is from the annotation of a GenBank genome assembly. NCBI's taxonomy places the organism in Eukaryota, Metazoa, Chordata, Actinopteri, Labriformes, Labridae.